AUGUCCAUAUUCAAAAUAUCCGACAUUCUAUCCGACAUAUUUAUUAAUCUUGAGACUCCGGAUUUAUUUUCAUGUGCCUUAGUUAACAAUUUAUGGUGUCCAAUCGCAAUCCGAUUGCUUUGGCGAGACCCAUUCAGCGGUCGAAUUCGUAAACAUCAACAAUGUCUUAAAAUUUUUUCGUUAUUCCUCGACGAAGAUCAACGCUAUGCUAUCGGUGUAUCCGAUAUUUAUCUUUAUUGCCAGCUUCAAAAUCCAAUUUUCGAUUAUCCUUCUUUCGUUACUACCAUAAAUUAUGGAAACAUGAUGGCAGCAAUCGAGCCGGUCUUCUUUCAUCCUUUACGUAGGGAAUUCGAUUUGAGCAUCGCUAGAGCGAUGAUAGAAGUGUUCCUUGAGAUGUUUGUUGCGAAAGGUGGUGGAAGAAUGCGUAGCAUGAUACUGAAAUCGACGAUAAGGGGAUUUCGAAGUACAGAGUAUUCAAUCUUCGCAUGUCCAAAGUAUGAAUCUCUCUUGAGACCACUUACGAAGCUUGAACUUGCUGUUCAGUUCCCAAAGAAUGAAAUCGUGUCUAUUUUGACAAAAUAUUGUAAUCGAAUUCAACAUUUAGAGAUAUGGAUGUCUGAUAGUUCGCCGAAACGCAUUAUAGAAUCUGCUGAGAAUCUAGCCACCUUUAUUAAAUCACAACAAAACUUGAUUAGUUUGAAAGUGGUAGACUUAGCCAAUGGCGCUUCACACGUCAUGGACGCAUUAUCCUGCCAGGCAAAUUCACUCCAAGCUUUAGAACUUGUCAAUGUUAAUUUUGCCGCAUGCCCACCUUGGCAUGGAUUGGCAGCUUGUCAUAAUCUCCAAGAAUUUAGGAUAGCAUAUAUUACAAAUAUUACUAGAACUAUGGUUCAACCGUUACUGGAAGCCGAAUUCCCACGGCUAAAAAAAGUAAAAUACGAUUUCUUAUGGUUACAAAGUCGAGAUGAAUUUUUGAAGGAAUGGGUUGCAUCGAGAAAUAAUGAAUACCUUAAAGAUACGACAGCAUAA
Ambispora gerdemannii is the source of this 1029-nucleotide messenger RNA. Lineage: Eukaryota; Fungi; Glomeromycota; Glomeromycetes; Archaeosporales; Ambisporaceae. The record is from the annotation of a GenBank genome assembly.